Messenger RNA from Dinoponera quadriceps, 6969 nucleotides. Its product is annotated as proteasome-associated protein ECM29 homolog. The coding region runs from base 1231 to 6669 and encodes 1812 amino acids. The transcript has 28 exons. Gene Ontology annotation, molecular function: molecular adaptor activity. Gene Ontology annotation, cellular component: cytoplasm; nucleus. NCBI's taxonomy places the organism in Eukaryota, Metazoa, Arthropoda, Insecta, Hymenoptera, Formicidae. Gene Ontology annotation, biological process: proteasome assembly. The record is from RefSeq and is a predicted model, not a curated record.
AGUUUUUCUACUCUCGAAGAUAAUCGAUGAUAAGAUCUUCCCCGUUCGCUUGUCAUCGCAGUUUUUUUUCGGACAGACAUCUCUCGUGCGGAGGCAACUUUAAGGAGAAAUUUGCGGGUUUCGGCGGGAGUUUUUGAAAUUAAUCUCAUCGCCGACAUAAUACAAAUUAUUCGUUUAUUGUUACCGUUUGAGUGUACAAGAGUAGAAAGCGGAACGGCGAUAAAUACAAGUGCUAAACGUGUUCAGCGUGUUUGAAGGGAUUCCUUAACAAUCAUUCACAAUAAUAAUUUCGGCGAGUCGAAUCGUCGUCACAGUUACGAAAACAUUUCGGCAACAUCUUAUGAUCCCUUGAUCUAUGAUCUUACUGGAUCUCCUGCGUCGAUCAUCACGUUUUCUAUACUCACGGACGUAGCAUAGAGAUCACAUUUUCUUCGAAUUCGAACUUGAUUAUCGUAACAUUUUUAAUCCCCGAUUACGUAUCUCUCGAAAGAGCGCGUCACGUGAUUGCGCUUGCAGAUAGGCUGUAGGUUAACCGACGCGUUAAUAAUAGCCGAUAACAUUCACCAUAACCUCGUAACCUCAAUAGCGGCGCCUCGAAUAGCGCGGAUGAACCCGGACAAAGUACAGAAUACGAGAAUAUCUCGUGAUCGGAGAGGACGGAUUUUCUUAUCCAGCGGCGUGUUUCGUCAGAAACACUCCAAUCGCGACACGAUUCCCCGCAUAUUUAGCGUUCUUAUUUCCUGAGAUUUCGUUUCUGUUUUUUUUUCCUUUAAACACCGCACACACUUUCGAUCGACGACUCGUCGAUCGGGAAUCAACUAUCGUCCGCGGUCGCGAUUGAUCGCCGUGAAAACUUCCCCGCGAACAUGCUGGCACGGAUAAUCGCACGUCGAGUCGAUCUCGUAACACGCGUUCGCGACGUUUUUUCUAACCUCAGACCAAAAUCUAGCGCCCUCAUGUAAAACGACGAACGAGCACGGUUCGACGGGGGUUGCGAUAUGCGACGACGACGACGUGGUGGUGUCGCAUCGCACGACGGCCGAUAAGCGGAGUCACGUCGACGAGCGUUGAAGGGAAGACGCGCGUUAAUAUCGCGCUUUUCGCGCAGGUGGUGCAUUCGCCAACGCGUCGACAAUGUCGCUGAUCGCGUGAGAUUCGCGCGACACAUUAUUCUUGUCAACUCGGAUUAUACAGUUCGCGUUCGCGCUUUCUCUUAUAGCCUUUUUCAAAAUGGCAGCGGCUACGGACGAGCUGAUCUUGCUUGAGCGAGUGUUCCUUCGCCUGGGCUCUGCGGAGACAGAUGACCAGUUACAGGCGUCGGUCUGUAAGUUUCUGCCUCCUGUGUUGCUCAAGUUGUCCAGCGCGCAGGAGGGUGUCAGGAAGAAGGUGCUGGAGCUUUUGGUUCAUAUUAACAGGAGGGUGAAGAGCAGGCCUCAAGUACAGCUGCCUGUUGAGGCAUUACUUUUGCAAUACCAGGAUCCGACUGCUAGUUCAUUCAUGAUUAACUUUACGAUAAUAUACAUUAAGUUAGGAUAUCCUCGAAUGGAGAUGAGUAAGCAAGCAGAGUUAGUUCCAAGUGUACUGAAUGCUAUUGAGGGAAAACCGUUGUCUCAUCAAGACAGCUUAAUGCUGAUCAUAAUGCCAGCAUUGGGACAUAUUAAUAUACCGACGGAUCCCGACAAACGAGCGUCUCUCUUAGGUUUGCAGGACAAACCUUACGUGGCGAAGCAACUCAUCAAUUUUAUGCUCGACAUACUAUUGUUGCCAUAUGGGUCUGUGGGUCAAACGGAAAAUCAACAGUCGGGUCAACAGACUAUCGAUUGGUCUCAGUUUACUGUACCACCUGGUUUAAGCGAUUAUGCGUUCAAACGAGUGAUCGGCGAGAGUCCGCCAACAGCGGAACAACUCGAGCAGAUAAAAUUGGGCAUUGUUAAGUUCCUCGUCGGUGGAUUCUUCCCCGAUGCGGAUAUUUUGAUACACUUAAUUGUAGCAGCCGCGGAUACUAGAUUCAGCAUAGCUAACAUGGCAGAUCUGGAAUUGAAAAAGAUAAUUGGCACACUGGAUUGGUCUUCGAUGCAACUCGCAGCCCCAUUGUACACAUUGUUUCUGGGCACCGAUGCGCUAGCAACUCAAAAAGAAGUGAAGCCAGAGAUGAAGCGACUCCCCGCGAGCACUCGAAUUCGUCUCAAGCUCCUGCAGUAUCUAUGCCGUGUGACUAAAGCAGGCUUUAUCAUACCGCCGUGCAUACAGGUUGUCUUCGAUUCGCUCUAUGGAAAAAAUACAAACGCCAAGUUGAAGUCACUGGCGUUGCAAUUCACAUCGAAUAUUGUCCAGCACUGCAGUCUUGUGCCAUUAGCUCGCGUCGCUGGUGUUAUUUUGAACGGGAUGAUAAAGCUAAUCUCCGAGGGCGACGACGCUCACAAACCGAUGGCGUACACGGUUAUUGGACAACUCGGUCAAAGAAUACCGUCUUUGAUCAAUAAAGAUCUGAGCUUGUUGCACAAUUUAUUCGACACUCUUGUAUCCACUGAUGGCGAGUUACGACGGACAGUGAGGGACGCGUUGAUUUGCGUGACAUCUGCAUUCGUGCUGAACAAGGAAGACGAGAGCAACAUAGCGCUGAUGAACGCUCUGUUGUCUGUACACAUCGAAUCACCGGAGUCCAGCGUCAGAUUUGUGGCAAUGCAUUAUGCCGCCACCGUAUUUCCUCCCGAUGACGCUCCAUCUCGGUACCUCUUGUUAUUAGCGUGUGGUGACAACAAACAUGAGAUAAGUACAGAAGCUAUGAAAGCGCUAUACGGUGUUGUGCAUAAGAGUGAGGACGAGCAGUAUGUUAACAGUAAAGUAGUAUUGCCGGAGUUCGUGAAACUUGUGGGUUAUAUUCAUUCGAAAAUGCAGUCGAGAAUGCCCGCCGUGAGUAGCGGCAGAGGGAACACGGACAAGCAACAGGUGCUCCCGUACAGUACUAUGACGUUUUCCGAAAUCAUCACUUACCUUCGCGUCUGCCUCGCCAGAAGUGCCAAUAUUCCGAUGCGAAAUGAGCCGUUGCAACAUCCCUGUGAGCACACUCCCCUGAUUGGACGUUACUUGGAGAAUCUGUACAAGGAUCAGCCGGAAAUUUUAAAUCAUUAUCUCGAUAUGAUUUUAUUAUUAAGCCAUUCCGCUUCAGAUCAAAUUUCCUUAAGCGCGUUACUGGAAGUUUUCGGAUCUGUCCCGCCUUACAUGAUAAAAGCGUACGAAAAAGAGCUACCGUGGCUCGGCACCUUACUCACCUCCACUAAGCAAGACGUGCGACAGUUAGCCGCGAGAGUGUACGCCGCUGUCACCGGCUAUCUCCCGAGAGCCGAGUUCGAGAAACACGUUUCAGGCAUAAUGGAUAUUAUGAAGAAGAAGAAUUUGGAGGCGCAGCACGGUGCGUUAAUAACGCUGACUUACAUGAUGGAGAGAAAUUUGAUGCAGCAACGGAAUGAAAGCAGGGAGAAUCUGUGUAAUUGGACGACUUACAAUGAUAUUGUGAAAUUAAUAUGUACAUAUCUCCAUGAUAAUGCGAUAUUAUUGCUGGACGCCGCUGUUCAAGGCAUCGGCAUCUUGGGAAAGACAUAUUCUUUACCUUUACCAGCAGAAAGUGAUAACGAUUUGAAUAAAAAGGCUAUAGUCGAAACGCUGUUUUCCGUGUUGUCUAACGCUAAAUUGAGUACGAAGAUGAAAGAGAAAGCUGCACUCUCGUUAGGAUAUUUGUGCGUCGGUGAAUCUUUUCCCCAUACUACGGAAGUUGCUGAUAAAAUUAUAGCGACCGUCAAAGAGACGAAGGACAUAGAAAUUCAUUUGAUUCUGGGGGAGGCUUUAGUCUGUUGCAUUCAAGCGCAGGCUUCUCCGGAAGGCAGGGAUAUGUGGAGGACUUUAUCUGCCGAGCACGUCAUUCCGUACAGCAAGGAAAGUGAUGAAUUAUUGAUACAUGUGUUGGUCGAGUUACUUAAUAUAUAUCAAGUGCCUCAUCCGAACCUACGACAGGCAGUGUGCGUGUGGUUAUUCGCACUUUUGAAACACAACGUUCAACGAGAAUGCGUCAAAGAAAGGCUGUCCGCCAUUCACCAUGCAUUUAUAGAUUUUCUUUCCGACGACAGUGAUAUAGUACAAGAUAUUGCUUCGAAAGGCCUUAGUUUGGUACAUAUUAACAGCAAAAAGGAAGAACGCGAUAUUUUAGUGUCCAACAUAUUGGAUCAGUUUACGCAAGGUCGUAGAACAGUGCAACAAGUUACUGCUGACACCAAAUUGUUUGAGGAGGGCCAAUUGGGGAAGAGUCCAUCUGGCGGCAAUCUGUCAACGUACCGAGAGAUCUGUUCUCUGGCGACCGAAUUGCAGAAGCCGGAACUCGUGUAUUAUUUCAUGCACUUGGCAAAUCAUAACGCGAUAUGGACGUCCAAGAAGGGCGCGGCGUUCGGUUUCGCAGCGAUCGCCGGUAUCGCGAGGGACGAGCUGAAUAAGUAUCUGCCUAAUAUCAUACCGCGACUGUACAGGUAUCAGUUUGACCCGACGCCGAAAAUCCAGCAGAGUAUGACUAGCAUUUGGAGGGCGGUCGUCCCGUCCACGACAAAAGCCAUCGAACAGUAUCAUAAAGAAAUAUUGACUGAUGUAACUGAUAAUCUAACAAAUAACGAGUGGAGGGUGCGUAUCAGUUGUUGUAAUGCUCUCGCAGAUCUUUUAAGGACAAAUGUUCAGUUCAACUUCGCCGAAUGCGGCCCGGAACUGUGGAAGAAAUUAUUUCGCGUAAUGGACGAUAUUCACGAAGGUACGCGGUUAGCCGCGACGAAUACCGCCAAGAUACUUAGCAAGGUUUGCAUACGAUAUUGCGAUUCUUCGCACGGUAAUGCGGGGAAGGAGGUUAUUCAAGCGAUAUUGCCGGUGUUACUCGACAUCGGUAUCAUUCACACCGUGGACACGGUGAGAUCUAUAUCGCUGCAAACGGUGUCUCAACUCGUAUUGACGGCCGGUGUUCUGCUGAAGCCGUCGCUCGUCAAUUUAAUACCUUCGCUGUUGGAAACGAUCGGCGAGUCGGAGAAUCCGAAACUCUCCUACUUGAGUAACGUGUGCGGCGCAUCCACGGAGACGCAGGAGGCUAUCGAUAACGUUAGAGCUAACGUCGCUAAAGGCCAUUACGCGUCGGAUACGAUAACGAAGUGUAUCCAAUAUGUCGACGCGGAUGUAUUGAAGGACUUGAUGCCAAAAGUGAUAGAAUUAAUCAAGUGCAGCAUAGGAUUUGGAACGAAGAUCGCUUGCUCGCAUUUCGUGAUUCUUCUCAGCACGCAUUUGAAAGUAGAGUUACAGCCGUACAGCGCUAAAGUUCUGUCCGCCUUGCUCAACGGCUUGACAGAUCGUAAUGCUGCCGUGCGGAAAAACAAUGCAAUUAGCAUCGGACACGUGGUUGGCUCGGCUAAAGAUUCUAGUCUAGAUAAGUUAUUUAAUACCUUGAACACGUGGUAUUUGGAACGCGAAGAUGACGCAAUAAGACUGGCGAUCGGGCAGACUCUGCAAUCUAUAAACAAUUACAAUCAGGAGAAAUUGAAGAAUUACCAAAAAAUAGUCAUUCCUUUGACGUUUUUCGCGAUGCAUGCAGAAAAGGUAUCAGGGAAUGAAAGCACCAUCGAACUGUGGACUGAUCUAUGGAACGAAAUAACGCCCGGGACCGAGGCAGGAAUUCUGCAAAACUUGCGAUCGAUAACCGACAUUUUGCGCACAGCUUUGGAGUCGGCGUCGUGGACGACGAAAGUACAAGCCGCGAAUGCGGUUUAUACCGUUGCCUUAAAGUCGGGACAUGAUAUCGACAUGGAGGCCAGGAAUACUUUAUUGAAGAUACUGACCGAUGGUCUGCGUGGCAGAACUUGGAGCGGGAAGGAACGUCUGCUGGACGCGCUCGCUAUGUUAGCGUGCAAUAGCAAGGAAGCACUAAACGCAGACACCGCGCUGUUGGACGCAGUCGUGGCGACGCUGCACAGAGAGAGCAAGAAGGAAAAUGCGGAAUAUCGUCGCAACGCGUUGCAAGCGUUCGCUAUGGUCCUGCACGAGCUUGACGUUGAUAAGUUUACGGAAACUUAUGAAAUUGUACAAGAUAUCCUGAUUAAAGUAUCCGAUAAAAGUAACGACGGGGAAGAAGAUACCGCGGAGGAAAGCAGGAAGAAAAAGGAGAAUAAUAUAAAGUUGCAGGAAACGGUUUACGAGGUGCUCGGAAAAGCAUGGCCCUCCAGCAAGACGACUCAAGACAAAUAUUGCUUAGAAUUUGUGACUCACUGUCAGAAGGUGUUGCCAAAUAGCACGAGAUCUGUGCAAAUCGCGAUCCUGACGACGUUAAAUCUCUUUGUGGAUAGACUCGUCUUAUUAAAAGUGAGCAAGGAGGAGCUUUCGUCGCAGGAUAAAAAAGUAUUAGACGAGAUAUGUGAUAGCCUCAAUAAAAUAUUAUUGUAUUGUAUAAACAUUUCAAAGUUCACCAGAAUUAGAAAAGAAGCAUUGAAUAUAGUCCUUUCGCUGGCGAGAAAAAUGCGCGAUACAAAUAACAAUGAACAGCUCGACAAGAUGACACGCAUUUUGAAAGAGCUUCUGCCCGAGUUAGUGAAGGAUAAUCAACCAGAGAUACGGACCAGAGUUGUCGACAUUAAGGAAAUGCUUAAGAUUUAACUAACUUAUGUAAGUAUCCCCGAAUCGAAAUUUACGUAUCCUUCACACAAACACACGCCUGUCAUUUCGCAGUAUGUUGUGUAUUGUCGUUACUACAAUCGAUCUCGGGGGACGAUGGUAACAAGAAAUUCUGAUAGCUAUUGUUGCGUGUUUAUUUAAUAAUAUGUUAAUGUAGAUGUGCCUAAAUAUAAUAUUCCAUUGCUUAAUAAGAUGUAAUUUAGAAUGUAACCUGUUUAUAAAAUUCUUUAUCAUGCCCUGUAUUCAGCAAUGGAUCAAAGAAAUAAAGAACAGUAAUCUUAA